Rubroshorea leprosula is the source of this 2036-nucleotide messenger RNA. NCBI's taxonomy places the organism in Eukaryota, Viridiplantae, Streptophyta, Magnoliopsida, Malvales, Dipterocarpaceae. The record is from the annotation of a GenBank genome assembly.
UGACCAUUGGCUGUUGUGCCAUUGUAUGUAGAAAUAUAUCGAUCUUUGACAUCCCCCUUAUGGGCUUCUGAACCUUCAAUUGUAAGCCAAAUUAGUUUCUAGUCAAUUUUCUCCUUUGUGUAUAACAUCAGUUUUGCCUUUGGUGAAUUUAUUUCUGAAUUGGUUAUCCUUAUUUUCUUGAUCAUGCCUACAAUAGUAAACCAAGUUAGUUUCUAGUCAGUUUUCUCCUUUGUGUACAACAUUGGAUCACAUUUGCCUUUUGUGCAUUUAUUACUGAAUUGGUUAUCCUAUUUUCUUGAUCAUGCCUGCUCCUCUUCUAUCCUCUAGGUUUUCCGGAUGAGAUUUUCUGUUGGUAUAUAACCUGUGUAUCUUCUAAUGGACUUUAGCAAUCUAGUUCCCACUUUCAACUAAGUGAGAAAUCUAAGUUCUGCUAUGAAGAUUUGGUUGUACAUUUAAUUCUGGCAUUCAUCAAUUAGCUUGUCGGUGCUAAUUAUUAAUAAAAAUAAAAAGUUGCUAUGUGAAUGCUCACUUUGCUUUAAUUGAAUCAGCAGAAGAGAUGCCCUGCUCUUCAGGAACAGAAUUGUUAUCCAAAGAGAAUUCUUCUAAUUUACUAGAUGUUGGCAUGGGUAUUGGAGAUGGUCCAGUAAAGCUACUGAAUGCUCCCUCUUCUUCGGUUCAUCACCAAUACAAUCAUGGGCGUUCUAUAUUCUUGAAACGAUCACGUCAUUACUAUGGGCAUCAAUACUCUCGGCGAAACUCUAGCGGCCAUGGUAAUCCAUCAACAUCUCAUGGCAAGAGUACUCCUUCACAUGAUGAGAGAUUAGCAUUCAAGUUGGCCAGUCAAUACAAUGCAGAGACUGGACGCCAUUCAGAUGGUAGGGAGAAAGCAUUUAACACGCCAGAGAGAAUCAGGUCAAGUUCACUGGCAAUGGAUGCUGUAUCUUCUGAUGCAGUGAAAAUUGUAUGUGGGUUAUGCCAGAAGAUAUUGAGAAGGAAACCCUACUUCAUUGGAAAUACUAUGGCCUCCAGUGAAUUCUCUGUUGUGGCAGUUCUAGUUUGUGGUCAUGUUUAUCAUGCAGACUGCUUGGAACAGAAAACAAGUGCUGAAGACAGACGAGACCCAUCCUGUCCAUUGUGUUCGGGUUCAGUCUCACAGGUUUAACGCUUUAUGGAAGACGGGAAUGGUUGUAUAGAUGUUAACAUCACAUUAAAUCAUACUAAUUAUCUAGAAGAAAUCUCCUCUUUACAUAGGGAGAAAGAUAGGCUGUUGUUGUAAGCAGACCAUUUUCUUUUAUAUAUUAGGAUUCUAUUAUGUUGUUAAGUCCUGCAGUUAAUCAAUAUUUGAUAAAGGCUUAAAACUCAUCUUAUUUGCGGUGGAUUACUGGUGCUUGUAUUGGUUGAUAUGAUUGUUACCGAAUUGAUGAAGAUGCGGGUUACCAAGCCUCAGGAGACCUGGGCGACUUGGUUGGUUUGGUAUUUAUUUUGCUUAGGUUGGGAUGAUGGUUGGUGUUCUACUCGGGGUUGAUUGGUGUUCUUAAUGAAGUUUUGUAUGGAGGCGGAUUGAGAAUGGAAUGAAAUCAAGAAUUUUGGGAUGUCUCGAUGAAAGAAGACGAGGGCGGGAGGAACUGGCAAUGUUUCUUGGACAAACUUUCUGUGCUAAGGUUUGUCAUGUUAUUAAGAGGUCUGUCCCGAGUUUGGAGAAUUCCAAUUAGAAAAGAUUUGUUUGAGGGUGCUUGAGGAUCUUGUCAGGGAGACGGGGGCUCGCAUGGAGACCAUGCCAUGGAGCUCUUUGAACUGGAGGUUUUACACUGUCCGCGGUUGCUUUCCUUUGUGCCUAAUGACAAGUCUAUUGCUUGGAUUAAGCUGCUGUAUUGUGUAGUAUGCUGUGUCAGUAGCUAACCCCUAAAAAGCAAAGGAAUAGCUAGGGCAUCGUCUAUAAUUUUUAGUUGCUCUUUUCUAAUUUAUGGUUUAUUGUUUGGGCUACUUUGUAUUUUAGUAGAUAUAUCAGUGAUAGUAGAUAAAAAUUAUAGAUAUUU